Messenger RNA from Lathyrus oleraceus (garden pea), 2863 nucleotides. RefSeq names its product CSC1-like protein RXW8. The record is from RefSeq and is a predicted model, not a curated record. The transcript is spliced from 12 exons. Gene Ontology annotation, molecular function: calcium-activated cation channel activity. Gene Ontology annotation, cellular component: plasma membrane. The coding region runs from base 370 to 2598 and encodes 742 amino acids. NCBI's taxonomy places the organism in Eukaryota, Viridiplantae, Streptophyta, Magnoliopsida, Fabales, Fabaceae.
AAAAAAGAAAGAAUGCGUUAAGUGUUUAUUCAUUUCAUGCGGUUCCAACUCCUUCAUCGUUCUCUUUUCAAUUUUACAGUUUUAAUUAACAAAAAACCACAAAACUUUUAGGGUUUCAAAUUCUCUCUCUCUCUUUCCCUCAAAGCAUUUUCUACGUUAAACCUUCUCCCAAAUUCUGAACCCAAUCCACAUUCCAUUUCAUUUCUCCCUUCAACAUUGUGAUUUUUGAACCAUGGUGUUCCUAGUUUCUCUUCAUUGACAAUUUGUUCACCUUUACGCAUGCAGGCGAUGAAUGUGAUUUUUAUGCAUUGUGUUUCUGUUAUUGGGUAAUGAGAGGUGUCAAUUUUACCGCCAAUAUAUUGAGCAGAGAUGAAUAUUGCUGCUCUUUUAACUUCUGCUGGAAUUAAUAUCGUUGUGUGUGUGGUACUCUUUUCACUUUAUUCGGUUUUAAGAAAACAACCCAGCAAUGUUAAUGUAUAUUUCGGAAGAAAACUAGCCAAUCGUGGUUUGAAAAACGUUGACCUUUCUUUUGAAAGAUUUGUUCCAUCUCCUACAUGGGUUAUGAGAGCAUGUGAUACAACUCAAGAGGAGCUUCUUGAUAUUGGGGGUUUGGAUGCCGUGGUUUUUAGCAGGAUGCUCGUCUUCAGUAUUCGAGUAUUUUCUGUUGCUGCUAUCAUCUGCACAAUUUUAGUGCUUCCAGUGAAUUAUUAUGGUCAUGACAGGAUACGCAAAGACCUACCUUUUGAGUCACUGGAAGCCUUUACCAUUGAGAAUGUCCAGGAAGGAUCCAAAUGGCUUUGGACUCAUUGUCUUGCAUUAUACAUCAUAUCAUUGACAACAUGCUCACUUCUUUACUUUGAAUACAAGAGCAUUACUAAUUUAUGCCUAGGACAUGUCACUGGAUUGCCUCCAAAACCAAGUCAGUUUACAAUUCUUGUCCGAGGAAUACCUUGGUCCUCCGAGGAUUCAUACUGUGAAGCCGUGAAGAAGUUUUUCACAUAUUACCACCCAACAACAUAUUUGUCACACCAAAUAGUGUAUAAGUGUGGUGCUGUUGAGAAGAUAAAGGAUGAUGCAGAAUAUAUAUGUAAGAUGUUGGGUGAUGGUGUUGAACACAGUUGUAAGCCAAGCAUUGUGCAAUGUUACUUUUGUGGAGGAACCAAUAGUUUUAAGAUUAUUGCAAAUGAAACGGAUAGUAUACAUUCGAGAACAGGCUUAACUGACGUGCAUAUAGUUGCAAGAAAAAAGGAAUGUGCAGCCGCCUUCGUGUUCUUUAAGACUCGGUAUGCUGCCCUUAUGGCUGCUCGAAAUCUUCAAGCAUCAAAUCCUAUGUUAUGGGUCACAGAUCAAGCUCCCGAACCACGUGAUAUUUACUGGUCCAACCUUUGCAUACCUUACAAACAACUUUGGAUUCGAAAGAUAUUUACAUGGGUGGCUUCUUUCACCUUCGUGUUACUAUUUCUCAUCCCUGUCACAUUUGCACAAGGCUUGACUCAAUUAGACAAGCUUGAGAAAAUGUUCCCUUUCUUGACAGAUAUACUUAAAAAGAAAUUUACGGUUCAACUGGUGACUGGUUACUUGCCAAGUGUGAUUUUGGUUUUAUUUUUAAUUGGUGUUGGACCAGUGAUGAUGUUACUUUCAGCAGUGGAGGGGCCAAUUUCCCGUAGUUGUAGGAAGAGAAGUGCAUGCUACAAAGUUUUGUAUUUCACUAUUUGGAAUGUUUUUUUUGUCAAUGUUUUUGCCGGGUCUGUUAUCAGUCAACUCUCAGUGUUUACAAGUAUAACAGAACUACCUGCCCAACUUGCAAAGGCAGUUCCAACACAGGCUACAUUCUUCACAACAUAUGUUUUAUCAUCAGGGUGGGCAAGUCUAGCUUUUGAGAUUAUACAACCGUUUCCUCUUUUUUGUAACAUAUUCCAAAGACUAGUACUCUGCUCUGGGCAAGAUUCAUAUAAUGGCACCCUAACUUUUCCUUACCAUACAGAAGUUCCGAGAAUAUUGCUAUUUGGAUUUCUAGGGUUCGCAUGUUCUAUUCUUGCGCCCCUGAUACUACCAUUUUUACUGUUCUACUUUUUCCUUGCAUACAUCGUAUACCGUAACCAGAUUCUCAAUGUUUAUAUUACAAAAUACGAUGGCGGCGGACAAUUAUGGCCUAUUGCCUUCAACACGACGAUCUUUUCAUUACUUGUGGCACAAGUUAUUGCAUUAGGGGUGUUUGGACUAAAACAAUCAACAAUUGCAUCUGGAUUUACCAUUCCAUUGUUGAUUGGUACUGUUCUAUUUAACCAAUAUUGUAGGCAACGGUUUCUUCCAGUAUUUAAGAACAAUGCAGCACAGGUUUUUAUUGACAUGGAUCACAGAGAUGCAAAUUGUAGAAGGAUGGAAGAGAUUUAUGAUCAAUUGCAUUCAGCAUACUCCCAAUUCGGCACUAGCUCUACUCAAUCUGGAUGUUUUGGUUAUCCAGGGCAGAGAGAACAUGCUCAGAGUCAUCCGAUUCCAGGGCACAAAGAACAUGUUCAGAGUCGUCCGAUUCCAUUUGAUUUGGAGAGAGGCAAAGAAUCAAUCAAACCAGAUAUAUCAUGGGCAAUUCAUCGAUAGCGAUUUUGUAAAAAUCAGUCUUAGGUGUGUAGAUAUUAUGAGAAUCAUGGCGAUUGCUAUAACUGGAAGUUGUGCACAUGUAAAUUUAGAUUAUUCGGAUAAAAAUACCUGCACAAAAUAUAGGAAAAAGACUAUCCAUAAUGUUUAGUUGAGCAACAUAGUGAAUAUAUUUGUAAUUAUCCUAUAUUCUAUUUUUUCAUGAUAAAAUAAUUAUUCUUAUAAUAUUUUUUCAGUGAGUAAAAAUAAAUAAAACUCUUUCUUUCUA